This is a messenger RNA of Dovyalis caffra, 243 nucleotides long. The record is from the annotation of a GenBank genome assembly. Lineage: Eukaryota; Viridiplantae; Streptophyta; Magnoliopsida; Malpighiales; Salicaceae.
AUGGCUCUUACUCUUAGGAUCAAGAACUUUCUUCUAGUGUCUCUAUUACUCCUUGCUCCCUUGUUCUCUUCAGAUUUGGUUGAAGGCUUCAAUGAAGGCAUGAACCAACUUCACUCACUUCACAAGGAUGGCAUCCAAAUGAUCAAUACAAGGAAGCUUUUGCUGGAUGUGAUGGAUUAUGAUGAAGCAGGACCUAGCCAUAAGCAUGACCCUAAAGGAAGACCUGGUGGCAAGAACCGUUGA